CAUGUCUUGGGAAAUUCGGGAUCGCUAUCUAUGGUUGGGCUUUGGUGCCUUCUUGUUUGUCGCUGUUAGACAAAUCUCAUCCUCCCUCCAUACUACCAUCAAGUUAAGCGAGGUUUAUGAUCCCGAUCAUGCAAAGGCUGCAAAUGAUACCCAGGCAGAAGACGCCGUAAGCCUUGAAGCAUUGUCGACCUUGGUCACCUCACCAAACCAGGACAUAUCAAAUUCCGCAAUAUCCCUGAUCCUCUCUCGCUUCGCCCAAGAUGAACAAGCAACCUCAUCACUAACCAUCGACCUCUUCUCCUCUUCUCCCGCCACUCGUCUUAAAGCCAAACAAUCCCUCGAUCUCUUCGACAAUCAUUACACCCUAGACCUUUACCCCCUAAACGACACCACAGUCUCUUCCCUCCACGACAAAUCAAACCCAACAACCCAACUAAUGUGCCGAGCCUACUUUCGCGCCGCCAGAAAGUAUCGUCAAGGACGACUAGGUUCAUUAGUUGAAAUUGCAGUUGCGGUGGAAGAGUCAACCAGGAUUUCUCAGAGGUCACAACGAGGCCAGAGAUAUCCAGAGACGCAUUUUGUGUUUCCGCAGGGGAGGGAGGGGGAAGUGGUGGGGAGAUUUCAACCUGCCGGGCAGAGGGUAGAGUCGUUGGUUGGUUUGUUGGCUGAGCAGGCGGUUGCUACAAGACCGAUGGUCAGAUUCGCUGCUGUUGCUUCUGGAGAGACUAGUGGGGUUGCUUCUUCUACGACUUCUGAGCUUCCGGUUUUGGAAGAGGUCGAGGUUGUUGUUGUUGAUGAUCAACCACGUGUUGCUAGAGCGAGGUUUCAGUCGUCUACUAAUCAGGAGGCUGAAGCGAGGAGACGGAGGAGAGAAGUUAUGGUCUUGCAUGAAGGCGGAGGUAUGAUCGGGACGGAUGAUAUUAUCCAUCCUCGCACAAACAACCGCUCCUAGGUACACGAAGAGCGUGUCUUAUCAGUCCUAGGAGGAAGUGAACGAUCACAGUUGGCAAAUGAGGCCUCGGCCAUGAGUAUCAAUGCUGUUGAAAUUGUUCUUGAAUUAUCUCAGUGUCUGUGCACCAUGCUAAAGGUGCCGUAUAUCCCUACCUAGAUGACCCUCCAUGACACGCCUAUACUCCUAGUUCAAAUAUUAAAACAGGACACCAGUCUACCCUCAUGUACGCCAAAAGCCCUAGUCGUGUAUACAAGAAUUGAUUUUGAUCAUCCGUCUACUCGAACGUCAUCGACAGUUCCUUCUCCUUACCAAAAUCAUCGUCAUCGUCCGCCCAUGCAUUACGCUCAUAAGACAUCGGCGUGUUAUUUGAC
Aureobasidium subglaciale EXF-2481 is the source of this 1323-nucleotide messenger RNA. RefSeq lists its product as uncharacterized. NCBI's taxonomy places the organism in Eukaryota, Fungi, Ascomycota, Dothideomycetes, Dothideales, Saccotheciaceae. The transcript is spliced from 4 exons. The record is from RefSeq and is a predicted model, not a curated record. The annotation marks the transcript as partial.